AUGGCUUUCUUCAACUUAUAUCUACUAGGAUAUCAACAUUACUUUCGGAGUAAAAUGAGAACCACAACUCCAGAAACAGACCAGAAGGAUACAGUGCCCACAAGGCUUCCCCCGAUCGUCUCAGAAGAGGGUAAUUAUUCUGUGCACCAGAACAGCCAUGAGAGGUACCAGGAAGCCGUGCGAAAGGUGUUGUUAAAGACGUUCCCCAAUCAGGUCUUCAGAGUCCCCGUGACGGAUGCGCAGAACUUCAGCUUCUGGAGGUCCAACAUCCCGGGUGUGCGUCCAGAGAAAGCCAUCCCUUGGAUCAAGACUCCACACCAUUGUCUCAUUAAAAGCCCAAUGACCAGAUUCGUGGACCAUUCUCGUCUCAAUGACAAAACCUUCAGUCUAUACUGA
Molecule: messenger RNA, 396 nt
Organism: Apodemus sylvaticus (European woodmouse)
Lineage: Eukaryota; Metazoa; Chordata; Mammalia; Rodentia; Muridae
Gene: Spmip11
Product: testis expressed 49
Exons: 4
Coding region: 1-396 (131 amino acids)
Source: RefSeq, a predicted model, not a curated record